AUGAACACAAGAUCACCGAUCACAGGAGACGACUCCGAGACCAAUGUAUUGGAUAUUGCAUUUAACCAAGACCAAGGCUGUUUUGCCAUUGCCCACGAGCACGGGUUUCUAGUGUUUAACACGGAUCCGCUUGAUUUGCGGGUCAAGCGGAAGUUUGCGGGAACUUCUUCUGGGGUGGGCCAUAUCGCUAUGCUUCAUCGUACAAAUUACUUGGCACUUGUGGGGGGCGGAAUCAAUCCACGGUAUCCCGAAACCAAGCUCAUGAUUUGGGACGAUCUCAAGCGGAAAAAUAGCUUGCAAUUGGACUUUUCCACGCCGGUUUUGAAUGUUCUCUUGUCAAGAACCAGAAUUGUCGUCGUGCUCAAAAACCACGUUCAUGUGUAUGGAUUCUCGUCCCAACCCCACAAAAUUGCAUCUUACGAAACAAGCGACAACCAACAUGGCUUGGCAGACUUAUCGGUCAAUGUAAGCUAUAAUGACAUUGAUAGCUCAGCUUCUACGUCUGGCGAAUCUUCAAACUCCAACGACUCGAAGCAUGAAGGCAAGCAGCAAACCCUAGCAUUUCCCGCACGUACUGCGGGCCAAAUCCACCUAGUCGACGUCUCUACCCAGGGCCAAGAGCGUAAUGUGGUCAACAUCAUCAAGGCUCACAAAUCAAGCAUUCGUUGUCUAACUCUCAACAGAUCAGGUACACUCAUAGCAUCGGCGUCUGAAACAGGCACCAUCAUAAGAAUUCAUUCCACUCGCUCUACAGCAUUAUUAUUCGAGUUCCGCCGAGGACUCGACAGAGCAGAUAUAACUUCCAUGAGAUUUUCCCGUGACGAUAGUAAACUUGGGGUUCUAUCGGACAAAACAACCUUACAUGUAUUUAAUAUUAACCCCUCUCAACAAGAACAACCGGACGAUGAGGUCAAAGCUCCCACAAAUAGACACCACCUAUUUAGCUUUCUUCCAGUCCCGGUGCCUACAUACUUCCGUUCAGUGUGGUCUUUUUGUUCCGUAAACACAAAUCUGGAUCAUCCACGCUCCGAAGAGAACGACACUGGUGUCAUAGGAUGGUCGUCAAAUGAUAGCAUUAUAGUUGUUUGGAAGAAGAAGCAGCUUUGGGAACGUUAUGUGAUCGGCCAAGCUGCCAAUGGCUGGCAGUUGACUCGUCAUAGCUGGCGGUCUUUGGCUAUUGAAGACGUUGAUAAGUGGUAG
Molecule: messenger RNA, 1200 nt
Organism: Meyerozyma guilliermondii ATCC 6260
Lineage: Eukaryota; Fungi; Ascomycota; Pichiomycetes; Serinales; Debaryomycetaceae
Exons: 1
Coding region: 1-1200 (399 amino acids)
Biological process (GO): protein lipidation; autophagy of mitochondrion; nucleophagy
Cellular component (GO): cytosol; phagophore assembly site membrane; extrinsic component of membrane
Molecular function (GO): phosphatidylinositol-3,5-bisphosphate binding; phosphatidylinositol-3-phosphate binding; protein binding
Source: RefSeq, a predicted model, not a curated record